AGAUCUUCCUGGAUAACAUAAUGCCAGCUGAGCGGAAGAAGUCAGCCAGCAUGGAAGAAAAAGAAACAUCAUUAAGUAACAAAGAAAAGGAGUUUGGAGAGAGACGGUCAGCCAGCAGCCGGGACAGAGCCAAGGACGACGUCAGGCUGGGCAUGAAGAGAGAGAUGCUAAAGCCAGCUGAAGAUAAAAAGAAAAAAGUGGAGGAGGAGAAGCGGAAAAAGGACGACAAGGAGUGGAAGAAGAAAGAUGAGGAGAAGAUAAAAUUGGAAGAGGAGCAAAAGAGGAAGGAGGAAGAGGAAAAGCAAAAGCUGGAAGAGGAAGAGAAGAAGAAGCAAGAAGAAGAGAUGAAGCUGCAGCAGGAAGAAGCGGCUGCAAAGUUGAAAGAGAAAGAAGAAGCCCACCAGCUGCACCAGGAAGCUUGGGAACGCCACCAAGCCCGGAAGGAGCUCCGAAGCAAGAACCAGAACGCCUCGGACAACCGUCCAGAAGAUAACUUCUUCAGCCGGCUGGACUCCAGCCUCAAGAAAAACACCGCCUUUGUGAAGAAGCUCAAGACCAUCACCGAGCAGCAGAGGGACUCCUUAUCCCACGACUUCAACGGCCUCAACCUGAGCAAGUACAUCGCGGAGGCCGUGGCCGCCAUCGUGGAAGCCAAGCUGAAAAUCUCCGACGUGAACUGCUCGGUGCAUCUCUGCUCGUUGUUUCACCAGCGGUACGCCGACUUCGCUCCCUCGCUGCUUCAGGUCUGGAAGAAGCACUUCGAAGCCAGGAAAGAAGAGAAGACGCCCAACAUCACGAAACUGAGGACGGACUUGCGCUUCAUCGCCGAGUUGACGAUCGUUGGGAUUUUCACGGACAAGGAGGGCCUGUCUUUGAUCUACGAGCAGCUGAAAAACAUUAUUAACGCCGACCGCGAGUCUCACAGCCACGUUUCAGUGGUGAUUAGCUUCUGCCGGCACUGCGGCGACGACAUUGCUGGCUUGGUACCCAGGAAGGUGAAAAGCGCGGCAGAUAAAUUUAACCUGAGCUUUCCGCCCAGUGAGAUAAUUAGCUCAGAGAAGCAACAGCCGUUUCAAAAUCUGCUAAAAGAAUACUUCACCUCUUUGACCAAACAUCUGAAAAGGGACCACAGGGAACUGCAGAACAUCGAAAGACAAAACAGGCGCAUUCUGCAUUCUAAAGGGGAAUUGAGUGAAGAUCGGCAUAAGCAAUAUGAAGAAUUUGCUAUGUCUUAUCAGAAGCUAUUGGCAAACUCUCAAUCUUUAGCUGAUCUCCUCGAUGAAAAUAUGCCAGAUCUCCCUCAAGACAAACCGGUGCCAGAAGAACAUGGUCCCGGAAUCGAUAUUUUUACCCCUGGCAAACCUGGCGAAUAUGAUUUGGAGGGUGGAAUCUGGGAAGACGAAGAUGCCAGAAACUUCUACGAGAACCUUAUUGAUUUAAAAGCAUUUGUGCCGGCUAUCUUGUUUAAAGACAAUGAAAAAUGUUCUCAGACCAAAGAUUCUGGGAGAGACGACUCCAGAGAAGUAAAAGAAACUAAGGAAAACAAAGAUAUAGCCGGCACCGAAGAUCUGGAACUGGAACUAGAAAAUUUGGAUAUUAAUGACGAGACCCUUGAUUUAGAUUGUGGGGAUGAAGCAGAAGAUCUCACAAAAAAACUUCUUGACGAACAAGAACAAGAAGAUGAAGAAACCAGCACCGGAUCACACCUAAAACUUAUAGUAGAUGCUUUCCUUCAACAGCUCCCAAAUUGUGUAAAUAGAGACCUAAUAGACAAGGCAGCGAUGGAUUUUUGCAUGAAUAUGAACACCAAGGCUAACAGAAGGAAGUUAGUCCGUGCCCUUUUCAUAGUUCCUCGGCAGAGGCUAGAUUUGCUGCCUUUUUAUGCCCGACUGGUUGGGACAUUGCACCCCUGUAUGUCCGACGUAGCAGAAGAUCUCUGUUCCAUGCUGAAGGGGGACUUCAGAUUUCAUGUGAGAAAGAAGGACCAGAUCAACAUUGAGACGAAGAACAAAACAGUGAGAUUCAUUGGCGAGCUAACUAAGUUUAAGAUGUUCUCCAAAAGUGACACGCUGCAUUGCUUAAAGAUGCUUCUGUCUGACUUCUCCCAUCACCACAUUGAAAUGGCGUGCACUUUGUUAGAGACUUGUGGGAGAUUCCUCUUCAGGUCUCCAGACUCCCAUUUGAGGACCAGCGUUCUUUUGGAACAAAUGAUGCGGAAGAAGCAGGCCAUGCAUCUCGACGCGCGCUACGUCACGAUGGUGGAAAACGCCUACUAUUACUGUAACCCUCCUCCCGCGGAGAAGACGGUCAAAAGGAAGCGCCCUCCUCUCCAGGAAUAUAUUCGGAAGCUGCUCUAUAAGGACCUCUCCAAAGUCACCACUGAAAAGGUCCUGAGACAAAUGCGCAAACUACCUUGGCAUGACCACGAAGUGAAAGAUUACGUGAUAUGCUGUAUGAUCAACAUCUGGAAUGUGAAAUAUAAUAGCAUUCACUGUGUAGCCAAUCUUCUCGCCGGACUGGUCCUUUAUCAAGAGGAUGUUGGAAUUCACGUGGUGGACGGAGUUCUAGAGGAUAUUCGAUUAGGAAUGGAGGUUAACCAGCCAAAAUUUAAUCAGCGGAGGAUCAGCAGCGCUAAGUUCCUUGGCGAGCUGUACAAUUACAGAAUGGUAGAGUCGGCGGUAAUAUUUCGAACUCUGUACUCAUUCACCUCGUUUGGGAUCAACUCGGAUGGCACCCCGAGUCUCCUUGAUCCUCCAGAGCAUCUUUUCCGAAUUAGACUGGUCUGCACCAUCCUUGACACCUGCGGGCAGUAUUUUGACAGGGGGUCUAGCAAGCGAAAACUCGAUUGCUUCUUGGUCUACUUUCAGAGGUAUGUUUGGUGGAAGAAAAGCCUGGAUGUAUGGACAAAGGAUCACCUGUUCCCUAUAGACAUUGACUAUAUGAUCAGUGAUACAUUAGAACUGCUGAGACCCAAAAUAAAACUCUGCAAUUCUCUGGACGAAUCUGUUAGGCAGGUACAAGAGCUGGAAAGGGAAUUCUUAAUCAAACUAGGUCUUAUGAAUGACAAAGACUCUAAGGAUUCCAUGACUGAAGGAGAGAACCUGGAGGAGGAUGAGGACGAAGAGGAAGGUGGAGUAGAGAUUGAAGAACAAUCUGGAAAUGAAAGUGAAAUAAAUGAAGCAGAGGAGGAGGAGGGGUCUGAGAAUGAGGAUGACGAAGGAGAAGAGGAGGAGGAAGAGAACACCGAUUACCUCACUGACUCUAAUAAGGAGAAUGAAACCGAUGAAGAGAACACGGAAGUAAUGAUUAAAGGAGGUGGGCUGAAACGGGUCCCGUGCGUCGAAGAUGAAGAUUUUAUUCAGGCAUUGGAUAAAAUGAUGCUGGAAAAUUUACAGCAAAGAAGCGGAGAGUCGGUGAAAGUGCACCAGUUGGACGUGGCCAUCCCUUUGCAUCUCAAGAGCCAGCUGAAGAAAGGACCACCACUCGGCGGUGGGGAGGGGGAGUCUGAAUCCGGAGACACCAUGCCUUUUGUCAUGCUGACCCGGAAAGGCAACAAGCAGCAGUUUAAAAUCCUAAACGUGCCGAUGUCCUCUCAACUGGCUGCCAAUCACUGGAACCAACAGCAGGCCGAGCAGGAAGAACGCAUGCGGAUGAAAAAGCUAACCUUGGACAUCAACGAACGGCAGGAACAGGAGGACUAUCAAGAAAUGAUGCAGUCCUUGGCUCAGAGACCCGCUCCAGCCAACACAAACCGAGAACGGCGGCCUCGUUACCAGCAUCCCAAGGGUGCUCCUAAUGCUGAUCUCAUCUUUAAAACUGGUGGAAGGUAA
Protobothrops mucrosquamatus (brown spotted pit viper) is the source of this 3830-nucleotide messenger RNA. It is a transcript of the gene UPF2, whose product is annotated as UPF2 regulator of nonsense mediated mRNA decay. Gene Ontology annotation, biological process: nuclear-transcribed mRNA catabolic process, nonsense-mediated decay. The coding region runs from base 21 to 3830 and encodes 1269 amino acids. Gene Ontology annotation, cellular component: exon-exon junction complex; cytoplasm. The record is from RefSeq and is a predicted model, not a curated record. Gene Ontology annotation, molecular function: RNA binding; protein binding. Lineage: Eukaryota; Metazoa; Chordata; Lepidosauria; Squamata; Viperidae. The transcript has 20 exons.